AUCUCUCGAUUCUCUCUCUUUACAUAAUUUAAAUCACAAAUGAAUAAAAUCAACACAAUGCAAUUUUAUUAGUGCAUUUCCUUUAAAUGAAAUAUUUUAUAAUCAAAACAUUAUUCCACAUCUGAUUUUUUCGCGCUUAUGAGGAACGCCGGCGGCGAGAUCGUGGCGGUGGACGGCGGCUACAUCGUCCGCUCCACCGGCAAAAAGGACCGCCACAGCAAGGUCUCCACCGCCAAGGGCCCCCGCGACCGCCGCGUCCGCCUCGCCGCCCACACCGCCAUCCAAUUCUACGACGUCCAGGACCGCCUCGGCUACGACCGCCCCAGCAAGGCCGUCGAUUGGCUCCUCCGCCACGCCAAAUCCGCCAUCGACGACCUCGCUCAGCUCCCCCCCUGGCACCCCGCCCCCUCCGCCGCCGCCGACAAUUCCAAUUCCGCCUUCCCUCCGCCCUCUCUCGACCUCUCCGCCGCCGAUUCCGCCUCCAAUUCGAGUUUCCCGCCGCCGGAAAGCGGAUCCGCCGCGAUGCGGCUGUUUCACACCUUCGCCGACUCCGAUUUGCUCCGCAGCCAGGAUCUGAGGCUCUCGCUGCAGUCGUUUCAGGAGCCGAUUCUCCUCCACCACCACCAGCCGCCGCCGCCGCAGCAGCAGCAUCCGAUCCAGAUCGGAAUCGAAGGAUGGGCGGAGCACCACCAAUUUCAGCAAAUGUUAGGUCAAAAUCAAUUUGUUUCACAGAGGGGAACCCUUCAGUCCAAUACCACACCUUCAAUUCGCGCGUGGAUGGAUCCAUCCGCCGACGAUCCGUUCGCCUCCGGCUUCUCCGGAUUCGCCACCCACGCGCGAAACGAGGACGGCUAUUCCGAUAAGCCAUCCUCCGCCUCCUCCGGCUCUCGUCACUGAUAAAGAGAUCGGGAAUUUGUGCGGAAGACGAGGAAGAAGAUCGAGAGACUCUGGUCGUCUGCGUGUAAUGUAUUGUUUCGUUUCUCGUUUGCUACUUUGUUUUUUGUAUGUUCAACUAGUGUCAUGUACUCAACUCAAUAAUUGCUUUUAAUUUGGUGUUAUGUCAUGUUGAUUGAGGUUUGAUCAA
Molecule: messenger RNA, 1084 nt
Organism: Salvia hispanica
Lineage: Eukaryota; Viridiplantae; Streptophyta; Magnoliopsida; Lamiales; Lamiaceae
Source: RefSeq, a predicted model, not a curated record